CUGAAUUAUUUGAUUGGUCGGUCUUGUGGACAGCCGUUGAGCUGCACUCUUGUUUCGUCUGGAGCCUUUUAGGUCUUAAACAACGUUUUGUCGUUUUUAAACCAUGGGUCGAACAACAAACUGGAUUUCUUUGUUUCUGCCAUUACUGUGGCUGAACUUGGUAGCGACUAGAAGAGAGACACAUUCCCUCCAUUACAUCUACACCGCCCUCUCGAAAGAUCUCACUCUCCCAGGCAUCCACAAGUUCACUGCCAUGGGUAUGCUGGACAACAGGAUGAUUGACUACUUUGACAGUGAAAAUAAAGAGAAAGUUCCCAAACAGCCCUGGAUGAAGGAUCGACUGGAAGCAGAAUACUGGGUCAAAGGCACACAGUCCCGCCAGAGCAAGCAGCAGUGGUUCGAAGUCAACAUCAACAUCCUGAGGGAUCGUAUGAGACAGAAUGACACAGAUCUCCAUGUUCUUCAGUGGAUGCAUGGCUGUGAGGGCAAAAUGCAGGAAGACGGCACAAUGAAGUUCUACCGUGGCAUGGAUAGAUACAACUACGACGGGGCCGACUUCCUGUCAUUUGACGACGCUCACUCAGUCUGGGUCGCCCCAAUCCAAGCAGCAGAAGAGACCAAGAGGAAGUGGGAUGAGGUCCCAGUCCUGAAGGAUUACACCAAAGGCUACCUGGAGAAUGAGUGUAUGCAGUGGCUGAACAAGUUCUGGAGUUAUGGGAUGAAUCAGCUCAAAACAGCCUCUCCACCUGAGGUGUACGUGUUUGCACGAGACACCAACGUCGAGUCAAACAUCCGUUUGACGUGCCUGGCAACAGGUUUCUACCCCCAAGACAUCAUCAUGUGGAUCAAAAGGGACGGCCGCAAACUGUAUAGAGAGGACGGACUGCAGAGCUCGGGCGUUCGACCGAAUGAAGACGACACGUUCCAGAGACGAGACAGUGUGGAGAUCUUAAGGCAGGACAAGUCCAAAUACACCUGUGAGGUCAUUCAUGAGGCAUCCAGUGUGUAUGUGACGAAGGAGUGGGAAAACUCAGGUUCUGGCUCAGGAGUAGCCAUUGGUGGGGCAGUCGGAGGGAUCCUGGUCCUGGUCCUGGUCGCUGUGGUGCUGGUGGUCUUAAAAAAGAAAGGCAUCAUUGGAGGUGGAAGUAAUGGAUCCCAAGGUAACACACCUGAUGUUCAACGUCCGCUGAAUGGAAACAGCAACGGUCCAACAACUGUAGCAGCAGAUAACACGAGUGACAAGGGGUCUCAGGGUUCUGGAAGCAGUGACUCCGGUGUGUCCAUCAGUAUUGGACAAGACGGACGAACCUCGAGCCCCGAGGCCGCCAAUCUCCUGCCGCAGGUCUGAAGAGUCUGUAGAUGAUUGUCAUCAGAGUGAGACUCUCUGAAUUUUACCAAGAUCCCAACUGGGUUCAUUUGAGAUAGAAAUUUAAAGGGAUUUUGAAAAUCAACACAAACACAGAACACAAAGCUCAAAAAUGUCUCAACGUCCACUUCAGAAUCUAUUUUUUCAAAGGUCACUGUAAAAUUCUGUCAAACUCUAACAUAUUGUAUGACAUUUUCCCCCAAAUGUGCCGACAUUAUUUAAUCUGUUUGUUGAUAUGAUUGUAAUAAUGACAGUCCGUCUUUUCCAUCGCUGCAUCCGAAGUGUCAGAAGUCAUUAGAUGAUGAUUCUUAUUGUAUCGUGUGACGUGAGCCAGCCUGGUUUUUAUGCGUGCAGGUUUUAAGUCUAGUUGAUGCGGUCGCAGAACACUGUUUAUUUAUGUCAUUGUAAAGGACAGUUCAGAGAAAAGAGACAGACCAAGCUAAUGGGCCCUCCAGAGCAGCGUUUUUUAACCUUUAUCGUGCUGUCGCCUUUCUUUUUCAGUCUUCUUCCUCUUCAAAAAACAAACUCAAACCAAAUGCUGGAAAAGCAAAAUUCCAGGAUUCAGGAAAAGUGAUUAAAAAUUCAGACGUUUGUGCUUUAAAGAGAGAAAUCAGAAAAUGAUUGGUUGGUGUAGAGAUCUUUAAUGUUGGCUUCACUCCGAGCAUAAAACUGGAUCUAUACAAAAGGAGCUUUUGGUGGAAAUGUUUGUACCAACUUUAAAACAGUCGUUCAAAUUUCACUUCAGUUGAUGACAUCUUGAUUAUAGAUGAGAGGAGCAAAAGAAGAAGAGUGAAAAUGAAACGUGCGCUUGUUGUGUUUCAGUCAGGAUGGACGUGACUGUUUAUGCACCAGCUGAUACCAGUAAGAUUAUUUUCCCAUUUUUGUAUCUAAACAAUCAUUUUCUGACCUGUUGAUGCAGAACUGAGAGUAAGAAAGGCUCAGAUGUUGUGAGGAAAGAUGGAUGAUUCAAUAUUUCUUUGCUCUUGUUCCUGGUUGAUCACAAACCAACUUCUAAGUCACUUUAUCAGGGUUUGUAAAUAGUUUGCGGUAGUCUGGCUUCAUAUUAUCGGCUCUAUGUAUCAGCUUUACCUUCACUGAUAACCACUGAUGUAUAUUUUCUAAUAUCAGCCGAUAAAUAUAGUGCAUCAGAAGAAUUUUCAUUUUGCGUAAGAAUCCUUAACAGAAGUCUGACAAAAAGAUGGAAUCAAAAGAACAGAAACAAACGUGUCAAAAGAAUAAUUGUUCAUACAAAAUCAAGAUUAAAUUGGAAGUUUGAAGAGCAGAAUUGAUGCUUUGAUACUCGUUCUCAAGCUCAUCUGCACUUAUCACUUAUUACUAAUUACUAGCUGCGUCAAAACAGGGAAACAUUUGGAAAGAAGCUUUUACAGAUUGCAGUCGUGUAGAAUGACUGACGAGAUCUGUAGUAAACACUGGAAUCAUGAAGCAGCAGUGAGCGAGUGACACGUUUGUUUCCGAUAUCAUGGAUUGUAGACUGUAGUGACAAAUAUCUGAUAUUUGAAGCUUCUGUCCAAAAAGUUAGAAUUAGUCUAAGUAAUUAAUUUUCCUGGGAAUCAAUGUGCCAAUUUAUGGAUGAUAAAGUAAUGCUGAUAUUUUUGUUCCUGUUUGUUCUUUUUGUUUUCACCUGUCAGUCUUUUGACUGUUCUUGUCUUUUUUUGAGUGAUUUUAUUUGAAUUGUGUGAAAUCAAUAAUGCACUUGUUCAAUAAAUAAAGCAAAAUAUUCCGAAA
Acanthopagrus latus (yellowfin seabream) is the source of this 3112-nucleotide messenger RNA. RefSeq names its product H-2 class I histocompatibility antigen, L-D alpha chain-like. Gene Ontology annotation, cellular component: external side of plasma membrane. NCBI's taxonomy places the organism in Eukaryota, Metazoa, Chordata, Actinopteri, Spariformes, Sparidae. Gene Ontology annotation, biological process: immune response. The record is from RefSeq and is a predicted model, not a curated record. The coding region runs from base 104 to 1348 and encodes 414 amino acids. The transcript has 10 exons.